Populus trichocarpa (black cottonwood) is the source of this 645-nucleotide messenger RNA. RefSeq lists its product as uncharacterized. Bases 133 to 468 code for a protein of 111 amino acids. The record is from RefSeq and is a predicted model, not a curated record. Lineage: Eukaryota; Viridiplantae; Streptophyta; Magnoliopsida; Malpighiales; Salicaceae. Gene Ontology annotation, biological process: negative regulation of apoptotic process; protein stabilization. The transcript has 3 exons.
AAAACAGAUAGCCCAGGGGGAGGGGUGAAGCAAUUUAGGGUUUUAGUAGCCGAAACCAAAAGAAGAAGCAGAAGCUUCAAAAUUUAUUCUACUGAAGCCUGCAACUCCAAAACUGAAACUGAAAUUGAAAAAAUGGAAGGUGGAGACGGAGAAGGAAUAGACAGAGUAGUAGAUUCGAAAGAUUUACAGCAACAAAGCAAAGCACUUGAUAAACUCACCGACCGUGUAGAAGAUCGCCAACUCGAUUCUACUCGUGUUCAAGAAGCUAUGGCUUCUAUUUCCGCUUCUGCUGAAGCUGAUGCUAACGCUAUGAGAUUGAGGGAGAAAGAAUUGGCUGCUGUGAAGAUCAACGCAGCUGAUGUUGACAUAAUUGCAAAUGAAUUAGAGUUGGACAAGAAGGUAGCAGAGAGAACCUUACGCGAGCACAAGGGCGAUGCUGUCGCUGCUAUCCGCCAUCUUCUUCACUAGAAAUUCUUUGGGGAUGUUGGGGUUCAAAAUUUUUCAUAGAACGAGCUACAUGAAGAAUUUCUUUUGGAAUUGAUGAUCUAUGUAAACAUGCUUGCUAUGCUUUUCCAAAAGCUGCAUCUAGCAUCCCCAUUAGCGAUGCCCCACUAUAUUUUAUUUCCGUGCCUCCAUUUUUUUUUA